AUUAUUACCCUUAAAUGCAGUUUUAAAAUAUUACGAGUUCCCUCAGAUCAAAGAAAUUUAAUUUUAAGUCCUAAAAAUUAUAAAAAAUGGCUCCUGAUGCAAGCAACAGCGGUGUAGGGUCGGCCAGGCCCACGGCGGGGCGGGCAUACGUGACGUUUCUCGCCGGCGAUGGCGACUACGUGAAAGGCGUGGUCGGGUUGGUGAAGGGACUGAGAAAAGUAGGCACGGCUUACCCGGUGGUUGCGGCGGUUUGGCCGGAUGUCCCGGAAGAGCACCGCCGCUUGCUGGUAGCGCAGGGCUGCCUUGUCCGUGGAAUUGAGCCAUUGUACCCUUCAGACAAGUACAAGUCUCCGUUUGCUCGGGAUUAUUAUGUUGUCAACUACUCUAAGCUCCAAUUUUGGCAGUUUACGGAAUAUAGCAAAAUGAUAUACUUGGAUUCGGACAUGCAAGUAUUCCAAAACAUAGAUCAUCUGUUUGAUCUGCCGGACGGAUAUCUAUACGCGGUUCCGGACUGUGUGUGCGAAGAAAAUGGGCCACCCUGUCCAGAUACGCUCCCCUGGCCCGACGUAUUGGGGCCUAGGCCUUUCUUUUAUUUCAAUGGAGGCAUGUUUAUGUUCCAACCAAGCCUUUCAACUUACAAGCAGCUUUUGAAGACUUUCAAAGUCACCCCUCCAACUGCCUUCGCAGAGCAGGAUUUCCUAAACAUGUUCUUCAAAGACAAGUGCAAGCCCCUCCCAUACGUGUACAACAUGUUGGUCAACAUGUUGUGGCGCCAUCCAGACAAAGUCCAGCUCAGCAAAGCCAAAGUCGUCCAUUACUGCGUCGACGGCGCCAAGCCGUGGAGGUACACCGGAAAAGGCGAUCACAUGGACAGAGAGGAGAUGAAGACACUUGUGAGGAAGUGGUGGGAGAUCUACAACGACCGGAGCUUGGACAUCAGUAUCCAUUACAAGCCGCAUAGCCGUGAGCCGAAGAAGACGGCGGCUGCCAAGUUCGAGCUUAUUGAGGCGCGUUAUGUCAAUACUCCAUCUGCAGCGUAGGCCUAUAUAUAUUAUAGAGGCCUAUUAAUAUGUUAAAUAUUUAUAUACUUAUGUUGUAUCUGUAAUAUGUUAACCUUGUGUAACGUGUGGAAUACUAUUGUUAGAUACUUCCUCCGUCUCCGUCUCCGUCUCUUUUUAAUUACAACAGACAACGUUUGUCAACGCA
Messenger RNA from Cuscuta europaea, 1206 nucleotides. NCBI's taxonomy places the organism in Eukaryota, Viridiplantae, Streptophyta, Magnoliopsida, Solanales, Convolvulaceae. The record is from the annotation of a GenBank genome assembly.